AUGAUGGGCUCUGGCAGACUCCGAGUGCUGGAUGCUGGUUGUGGCUGUGGCGGUCAGUUGUUGGAGCUGGCGCACCUGGCUGAAGCGCGGCACAGUCCUGCGCUCCUUCGGGGCCUCACCGCGGAGCAGAUCCAGCACCGCUGUGCCGUGAAGCUCCAACCACGCGUCAUAUCGUUUCCUGGAGGUUGCAAGAACGAAGUCGCAGAUGCUGAUCUCAUUGAUUUGCUCAUCUACCAGGGCUUUCCACUGGAGGAUAUAACAUUGGCAGAUGUAGAUUUUGUGAAGGAAGGCCAGUUGUUUGAUCUCAUUUUGUGCUCCUGGACGCUUUUCCAUCUUUGCGAUCCCUUGGGAACUCUUUUGCAGCUUCGGCAGUUCUUGGACCGAGAGGGGGUGAUGCUGGUGAAUGGCGCAUAUCUCCAUUUCGAGCUUCCAAGUCCGCCCCAAAACCCUGAGCCCAUGGACUUGUUUCGACGCUUUUGCGAAGAGCUGAGAAGCUACGGAGUGGAGACCUGUGUGACGGGAGGACCCAUCAGGUGGCUUCAGGGUGAGGGUGAGGAUGGAGACUACGUGGGUGGAUAUGAGAUUAGCAUGCAAUGGCUGGGGAAUGAGAAGAGAGUCUCCGAGAUUGAGAGGAGGGUCUUUGAGAUUUGUGGAUUCUCCAGCCAAGCCGUGCUGGACAAGGUGUGGUGUUUGGCUUCUGGGCCCCAAUACUGCGUGAGCUCUUACGAACUACGACUUUGA
Durusdinium trenchii is the source of this 741-nucleotide messenger RNA. NCBI's taxonomy places the organism in Eukaryota, Dinophyceae, Suessiales, Symbiodiniaceae. The record is from the annotation of a GenBank genome assembly.